AUGCCUCCACCUGCUGCCCCCUAUCUGGCCUCCCUGGAUAUCUGGGUCUGGGAUGCCCCCACAGCAUCUCUAGAUCUGCAGAGACUGGAUGGGUCCCUCAAGCCCUCUCCAUACCCCACCUGCUGCCCAGUGCUGUGUGUCCUGCUGACUCUGUUGGAAGAUGGACCCCAGAGCACCAAGGCCUAUGCCUGUCCCCAGCAGUGCCCUCCAGACUCCUCAUGUGUCAAUGGCACUGCCUGUUACUGUGAUCCAGGAUUCCAAACUCCAUUUCGAAAGAACAAAGUCAAUCACGGGGAGACUUGUGAAGACAUUGACGAAUGUAAACAACGGGUGAUAGUGACCUGUGGAAUAGACGCACGCUGCCAUAACACGAAGGGGAGCUACUACUGCACAUGCAGACUAGGAUACAGGCCUGGUUCUGGGGCAACAAAGUUUAAUAAUGCAAGUGAGAACACAUGUCAAGAUGUGAAUGAAUGUACCUCAGGGCAACACUCCUGCCGCCAAAUAGCCAUAUGCCACAACACCAAGGGCAGCCAUGAGUGCCACUGCCCCCCUGGCUGGAAUCUGAUUCCUAAUCUCUCUGAUUUGUCCUCAGAUGUGGAUGAAUGCACCUCUGGGCAAAACUCUUGCCACAAAUCCACCCAAUGCCACAACACCGAGGGCAGCUAUGAGUGCCGCUGCAGCCCUGGCUGGAAGCCGGUUCCUGGGUCCCCCAAUGGCCCACACAACACCGUCUGUGAAGAUGUGAAUGAAUGUACCUCGGGGAAAAACUCCUGCCACAAAUCCACCCAAUGCCGCAACACCAAGGGCAGCUAUGAGUGCCGCUGCAGGUCUGGCUGGAAGCCGAUUCCUGGGUCCCCCAAUGGCCCACACAACACCGUCUGUGAAACCCCUGCAGAGAUCUCCUUCCUUACCUGGAACCCGCCCCCUGGAAUCAAGAGCCAAAGUCUCUGCCGCUUCUUUGAAAGAGUCCAGGACCUGCUCAGAAACUUCAAGUCUGCCUCGGCCCAGGACACCAUCCAGGACAUCAUACAGGAGGUGGAUAAUCUGCUGGAGAACCCCGGGGACCUGCUUACUCUGCCUCAUUCAGAGCAGCACUGUGUGGCCACUAACCUGCUCACUGGCUGGGAGCACGUCCUGAGAGAGAUGAGCAAGGCCCUGCCCAAUGGACCACUGACCUUCAGGACAGCUGCAGGAACAGAACUAUCUCUGGAGGUGAAGGAGCAAGGAGACAAGAAUGUCACCCUGAGCAUUAAUCAGGCAAAGAUGCUGGUGAACUGGAAAGUGGUGCAGGACUCAGGUGGCUCAGGCCCUGCUGUGGUGGGCCUUGUCUCCUCUCCAGGGAUGGGCAAGUUGCUGGUUGGGGCCCCCCUGGUCCUGGAAACUGAGGAGCAGUCAGUUCUACAUGAGACACACAAGGGCCUGCUGCAGGAAGUCUCCCCUGUCCUGCUUUCAGAUAUCAAAUCUGCCUUUAUGAGCAACAAAGACACUCAGAACCUCAGCUCCCCAGUCACCUUUGUCUUCAAGCAUGUGAGUGCUGUGACCCCGGGGCCAAAGCAGAAGGUGUUCUGUGUCUUCUGGGAGCCUGGCCAGAAUGGAAGUGGUCAUUGGUCCACCAAAGGCUGCUGGAUGGUGGGCACCAGAGACACCAGCACCACCUGCCAAUGCAGCCACCUCAGCAGCUUUGCCGUCCUCAUGGCCCACUAUGAUGUGCAGGAGGAGGAUCCCGCCCUGGCUGUGAUCACCUACGUGGGGCUGAGCCUCUCUCUGCUGUGCCUCCUCCUGGCGGCCCUCACCUUCCUGCUGUGCAAAGCCAUCCAGAACACCAGCACCUCACUCCACCUGCAGCUCUCGCUCUGCCUCUUCCUGGCCCACCUGCUCUUCCUCACGGCCAUCGACAGAACUGAGCCUAAGGUGCUGUGCGCCAUCAUCGCGGGUGCCUUACACUAUCUCUACCUGGCCUCCUUCACCUGGAUGCUGCUGGAGGGCCUGCACCUCUUCCUCACUGCACGCAACCUGACGGCGGUCAACUACUCCAAUGUGAGCAGGUUCAUGAAGAAGUUAAUGCUCCCUGUGGGCUACGGAGUCCCAGCUGUGAUUGUGGCCAUUUCUGCAGCAUCCAGGUCUCACCUUUAUGGAACACCUGCUCGCUGCUGGCUCCACCUGGAAAAGGGAUUUAUAUGGGGCUUCCUUGGACCAGUCUGCGCCAUCCUCUUUGUCAAUCUAGCUUUCUUUCUGAUGACCCUCUGCAUUUUGAAAAGCAAACUCUCUUCACUCAACAGUGAUGUGUCCACCCUCAAGAAUACAAGGAUGCUGACAUUUAAAGCGAUAGCUCAGCUCUUCAUCUUGGGCUGCACGUGGUGUCUGGGAAUCCUGCAGGUGGGUCCAGCUGCUCACGCCAUGGCCUAUCUCUUCACCAUCAUCAACAGCCUGCAGGGCGUCUUCAUCUUCCUGGUGUACUGUCUCCUCAGCCAGCAGGUCCGGGAGCAAUACAGGAAAUGGUUGAAACGGGUCAGGAAAAUCCAAGUGGAGUCUGAGCAAUACACCCUCUCCAGCGGACUACUGUCGGAUGCCCAUAAACACAGGGUGUACCUCAUGCCCAACACACUGGACAACCUGGGUGUGCAGCAGGUGAUGCCCUAG
Messenger RNA from Myotis lucifugus (little brown bat), 2643 nucleotides. Its product is annotated as adhesion G protein-coupled receptor E2-like. The record is from RefSeq and is a predicted model, not a curated record. Gene Ontology annotation, biological process: cell surface receptor signaling pathway; adenylate cyclase-activating G protein-coupled receptor signaling pathway. Gene Ontology annotation, molecular function: G protein-coupled receptor activity; calcium ion binding. Gene Ontology annotation, cellular component: membrane. Bases 1 to 2643 code for a protein of 880 amino acids. NCBI's taxonomy places the organism in Eukaryota, Metazoa, Chordata, Mammalia, Chiroptera, Vespertilionidae. The transcript is spliced from 20 exons.